Entrophospora sp. SA101 is the source of this 579-nucleotide messenger RNA. Lineage: Eukaryota; Fungi; Glomeromycota; Glomeromycetes; Entrophosporales; Entrophosporaceae. The record is from the annotation of a GenBank genome assembly.
AUGAAGAAAUCAGCAGAUUCAUUAGGAGUUGCUGUAUGGUAUAUGAAACCAAAUUAUGCAAAUACAAUGUUGGCGAUAGGAUAUUGGGGUUAUGAUGAUAAAUAUCUUGUAAGCGGAUCAUCAGAUGGCAUAAUAUCUAAAUGGGAUGUUGGUAAAGGUAGAUGUGAUCAAAGGAUGACUGCAGAAACUUCAAAAGGAUCAGAGACAAUUAGUUGGGCAGUCAAAAUACUCAAAGGUGGGAUAAUCGUUAGUGGUGAUUCGCUUGGAAAUGUGCAAUUUUGGGAUGGAAAGAUGGGUACAAUGUUACAAACAUUUAAAAUUCACGAAGCAGAUGUACUCUGUCUUGAAACAAAUUGUUCAGGGACAGAGGUUUUUUCAAGCGGCGUAGAUCGUAAAUGUUGUUUAUUUCGUUAUGUCGAUCUAUCAUUGGAGUCAACUUCUGAUGAUGCAGAUCUUGAUUCGAUUAUGAGUUUUGAUGAUUUAACAGAUAUUAAUCACAUUAAGAAUCUAACUGAACAAUGGAUUUCUGUUGGAUAUCAUCAUCAACAUUCUCAUAAUGGAGCAUUUGCUUAUUUUUAA